Molecule: messenger RNA, 315 nt
Organism: Pedinophyceae sp. YPF-701
Lineage: Eukaryota; Viridiplantae; Chlorophyta; Pedinophyceae
Source: the annotation of a GenBank genome assembly
AUGACCGCCAAGAAGUACACGUACGGACGCGGCAAGGGCGGCCCCAAGCGGCGCCCGCUGCCCCUGAACAAGACGGAAGCGCUGCGGGGCAUCUCGAAGGCGGGCAUCAAGAGGCUGGCUCGGCGCGGCGGUGUCAAGCGGCUCUCGGGGCUCAUCUACGAGGAGACGCGCGGCGUCCUCAAGGCGUUCCUGGAGAAGGUCAUCCGUGACGCUGUCUUCUACACGGACCACGCGCGGCGCAAGACCGUGUCGGCGCUGGACGUCGUGUACGCCCUGAAGCGCCAGGGGCGCAAAAUCUACGGCUUCGGGGGCUGA